Prunus armeniaca (apricot) is the source of this 438-nucleotide messenger RNA. Lineage: Eukaryota; Viridiplantae; Streptophyta; Magnoliopsida; Rosales; Rosaceae. The record is from the annotation of a GenBank genome assembly.
AUGAGCAGGCUGUGGAUACAGAACCCGAAUAGAUACUCAGACGAAUACUUGGAUGGAAUCGAGGAUUUCAUUGAGUUUGCAUGUAGACACAACCCGAGUGCAACUAGAAUCCGUUGUCCUUGUAGGAGGUGUAACAACACAUUGUGGGAGACAAUUGAAAAUGUUGGAUUUCAUUUAGUAAGGAAUGGAAUGAUUGAGACAUAUAGCAUUUGGAACCUUCACGGGGAACAAUUAGACAAUGCUUUGUCUUCAAAUACCAUAAGAGUGGACAAUGUUGAACCUAUUGUGGAUCAUAAUGAACAAGUGAUGGAUAUUAUCAACGAUGCUUUUCCAUUUGCAUCGACGAACAUCAAUCAGGAAGGGGAAGAUGACGUGUCUACACCAAUGGACAGUGCAGAGUUCGAACAAUAUGAAAAACUGUUAAAAAAUGUCAACUAA